AUGGCCCGGAGCGUCUCGGGUCGGGUGACGGGUCCGGGGUCCCGGGUCCGGGUCCGGGGCGGUGGAUCGGGCGGCGGGGUGGGCGGCGGCAUCGCUCGCUCGCUCGCGCCGGCGGAGACGGGCCGAGGCUCGGGUCCGGGCGGUCAGCGGUCCGGCCGGGCGGGAGGAGCCGGCGACGAGGAGCGGGAGGGCAACCAAGAGGAGAGAUCUUUGGAGAUCUUUGACUCAAAAUGCUCCGAUGCAGAUAACGUCUAUGUUGAAAAACUUCCAAUACCUGCAGAAGAGCAGAAUACUCAGACCUCUUUCAUUGGCAUAACAGGAAUGCCCCAUUGGAGCCUAAGCCUAAGGCACACUACCAGCAGCCCUAGGCAAAUCAUCUGGGAACAGUCUGGAUGUGAAGGGAAAAUGUCUUUUAAAAAUAGGCAGCCAGUGUUGAUUUAUUUGCUACGUAUUAACUUACACUGACAUGGAACCUGGAAUUGGAGCUCAUGCCAUGGUUAUGUUCCCACGGAAGCCAAAGUCACACAGGCACUGUGAGAAACACUGCUGAACUGUCUAUCAGCAAGGCCCUGUGAGGACUCCUGUGUUUGGUGAUGGCUGGAAUCUCCUCCACGUACAGUUACAACAGAAAGUUCUUCAAAUGAAACAAUCUGAUGCCUGACACUUUCAGUACAGGACUGAAAACAGAGUGGUUUCCUCUCAUCCUAUCAAUCCCAAAUCUCACUCAUCUGCAUAAUGGUGGAAGAAGUUUCCUCCAGUUUCUGCCAAGACACAGAGUCUAUUAGUGCUAUUUAGCACAACCAACCCCACUGGAAGAAAAUGUAGUCAUUUCUUUCUCUAAUACACUCUUUUCAUGUGGCCAUGAUGUAUUACAAUUACACAUACUUUAGAAAUUGUAUCAACAUGCCUUUAUUUCAUUCCACCUCAGUCUUUUGGAAGAAAGAAGCAUAAAGUGGUAAUGCAAGGCUUAAAAUACAAAGCAAGGGUAAAGUAUGGUUUUUUUAAUGUAUGUUAUAUGUUUUUUGUUAUGUUUCAGGUAUAUAGCUCUUUAAUUAACCACAAUAAAGUUUACUUUACAAAAUGAAGAACUAUUAAAAAAAAAAUAUGGUGGCACAAGCCUUUAAUCCCAGCACUCAGGAGGCAGAGUUGAAAGGAUACCUGUGAGUUCAAGGCCAGCCUAAGACUACAUAGUAAAUAUUUA
This is a messenger RNA of Jaculus jaculus (lesser Egyptian jerboa), 1201 nucleotides long. RefSeq names its product rRNA 2'-O-methyltransferase fibrillarin-like. The transcript has 4 exons. Lineage: Eukaryota; Metazoa; Chordata; Mammalia; Rodentia; Dipodidae. The record is from RefSeq and is a predicted model, not a curated record. Bases 1 to 465 code for a protein of 154 amino acids.